AUGGAAAUCCCGGGGCUGCUCCCGGCCCGCGGGGCGCCGCAGGCCGGCGGCGCCCGCAGCCCCGCGGGCGGCGGCCGCGUCCACGGCGCCCUCGACCCGCGGGCCGGCCAGGCCCCCGCGCGCCGCCUCCUGCUGCUGCGGGGCCCCCAAGAUGGCGGGCGCGGGCGGCGGCGCCAGGAGGCCCGCGCGGCCUCGCGGGGCCCAGGCCCCAGCCCUCUGGCGCCCAGGCCCGGGCCGGCUGCGGGCGGCGGCGGCGGCGGCGGCGGCGGCGACGACUUCUUCCUGGUGCUGCUGGACCCGGUGGGUGGCGACGUGGGGCCCGCGGGCGGCGGCGGCCAGGCCGCGGGGCCCGUGUGGAGGGAGGAGGCCGGGCCGGGCCCCGGGCCCCGGGGGGGCGAGGGCGGCGCGAACCCCGCGGGCCGCCCCGCGCCGGGGCCCCGCUGCCUGUCGGCGCUCCCGGCCGCGCUCCCCGCCCCGGCGCCGGCCCCGCCGCGGGCCGCCCCGCUCCCCGGGCCGGGCCUGGGCCCCGCCGCGGCCUUCGCGGGCACCGUGACCCUCCACAGCCAGAACCUGCUGCUGCGCUUCGAGAACGGCGUCCUGACCCUCGCCGCGCCCCCGCCGCCGCCGCCGCGCCGCCCGCCGCCCCCGCCGCCCGCCUGGGAGCCGGGGGUCGCGCCCGCCCCGCCGCCCGCGCCGCAGCCCGCGGGCCCGAUCGCGCCCCCGGCCGGGGCCCCGCACGCCGCGCAGCCCGGCGACUGCCCCGAGCGGCCGCCCGACCUGCUGCUGGCCGAGCCCGCCGAGCCCGCGGAGCCCGCGCCCGAGGAGGAGGCGGAGGCCGAGGCGCCGGCCCCGGCCCCGGCCCCGGCCGCCCCGAGCCCCCGCGCGCCGCCCCUGGGCCCCGCCACCACCGCCGCCGCCGCCGCCGCCGCCGCGGGCCUGCUGCUGUACCUGUGCCCCGAGGCGCAGUGCGGCCAGACCUUCGCCAAGAAGCACCAGCUGAAGGUGCACCUGCUGACGCACAGCAGCAGCCAGGGCCAGCGGCCCUUCAAGUGCCCGCUGGGCGGCUGCGGCUGGACCUUCACCACGUCCUACAAGCUCAAGCGGCACCUGCAGUCGCACGACAAGCUGCGGCCCUUCGGCUGCCCGGCGCAGGGCUGCGGCAAGAGCUUCACCACCGUGUACAACCUCAAGGCGCACAUGAAGGGCCACGAGCAGGAGAACUCCUUCAAGUGCGAGGUGUGCGAGGACAGCUUCCCCACGCAGGCCAAGCUCAGCGCCCACCAGCGCAGCCACUUCGAGCCCGAGCGGCCCUACCAGUGCGCCUUCUCGGGCUGCAAGAAGACCUUCAUCACCGUCAGCGCCCUCUUCUCGCACAACCGCGCCCACUUCCGCGAGCAGGAGCUCUUCUCCUGCUCCUUCCCGGGCUGCAGCAAGCAGUACGACAAGGCCUGCCGCCUCAAGAUCCACCUGCGCAGCCACACGGGCGAGAGGCCCUUCCUGUGCGACUUCGACGGCUGCGGCUGGACCUUCACCAGCAUGUCCAAGCUGCUCAGGCACAAGAGGAAGCACGACGACGACCGCAGGUUCCUGUGCCCCGUGCAGGGCUGCGGCAAGUCCUUCACCAGGGCCGAGCACCUCAAGGGCCACAGCAUCACCCACCUGGGCACCAAGCCCUUCGUGUGCCCCGUGGAGGGCUGCUCCGCCCGCUUCUCCGCGCGCAGCAGCCUCUACAUCCACUCCAAGAAGCACCUGCAGGACGGGGACACCUGGAAGAGCCGCUGCCCCGUCUCCGCCUGCAACAAGCUCUUCACCUCCAAGCACAGCAUGAAGACGCACAUGGCCAAGAGGCACCACCUGGGCCCGGACCUCCUGGCGCAGCUGGAGGCGGCCAGCGCGCUGACGCCCAGCAGCGAGCUCACCAGCCAGGGCCAGAGCGACCUCAGCGACGCCGAGCUGGUGUCCCUCUUCGCCGAGGGGCCCGGGGGCGGGGGCGGCGGCGGCGGCGGCGGCGGCGGGGGCGGGCAGCACGGGUCCGCCGCGGUGCUGGACACGGCCCUGGUCAACUCGGGCAUCUUGACCAUCGACGUGGCCUCCGUGAGCCCCACGCUGGCCGGGAGCCUCCCCGCCGGCGGCCACAGCAGCGCCUCCGUGGGGCAGCCCGUGGACCCGCGGGCGCUGAUGGCCACCGCCGACCUCCCUCAGAGCCUGGACACCUCUCUGUUCUUUGGCACGACGGCCACCGGCUUUCAGCAGAGCCCCUUGGACCUGGACGACGGGUCCGGGCCGGGCGCGGGGCCCUUGGGGUCUCUGGGCUCUUUGGCCCUGAAAACCUCCGGCCAGGAGCCCCAGGCCCUGACGCCCAGCAGCAAGCUGACCGCGGACACCGACGCGCUGACCCCGUCCAGCACCCUCUGCGAGAACAGCGUCUCCGAGCUGCUGGCGCCCUCCAAGGCCGACUGGGCCGUCCACCCCGACUCGGACUUCUUCGCGCAGGAGGAGGACGACACCCAGUUCGGCUUCUCCCAUCCCGCAGGGAGCCAUGGCUGCCCCAAAGAGACGGACCUCAUCACGGUGACCGGCAGCUCCUUUCUGGUAUGAGCCCGCGCCCUGCAUUCCUCGCCACGCCGCGCGGCGCCCGUGUCUUCGUUGCACGCGAUG
Eptesicus fuscus (big brown bat) is the source of this 2658-nucleotide messenger RNA. RefSeq names its product zinc finger X-linked protein ZXDB. Gene Ontology annotation, molecular function: transcription coregulator activity. NCBI's taxonomy places the organism in Eukaryota, Metazoa, Chordata, Mammalia, Chiroptera, Vespertilionidae. Gene Ontology annotation, cellular component: nucleus. Gene Ontology annotation, biological process: regulation of transcription by RNA polymerase II. The record is from RefSeq and is a predicted model, not a curated record.